Messenger RNA from Penicilliopsis zonata CBS 506.65, 435 nucleotides. RefSeq lists its product as hypothetical. Lineage: Eukaryota; Fungi; Ascomycota; Eurotiomycetes; Eurotiales; Aspergillaceae. The transcript is spliced from 2 exons. The record is from RefSeq and is a predicted model, not a curated record. Bases 1 to 435 code for a protein of 144 amino acids.
AUGAGGCAUCCUACAUACAAGAGCCUGUUGGCCAGGUUGGCGAUCCUCACGUUUCUGAUAUGCAUGCUGGUGACUGCCUUCAGCGCCGACUUCUCCCUCCCACGCAGCUCUCCGCCGGCACUCUUCCGCCGCAGUCUCCCUGGGUCUCUCGCCACAGCCCCCAAGGGUGCAGUGGGAUACUACCAGCCACCGCCGGGCCCUGUCAACGAAGAUGAAGACCCGGUGCCACUGACCAGAACACAUAUCUCGCCUACUCACGAGGCGGCACACGAACUGCGAGGGGUGGCCUCAGCAACAGGAGAGGCAGAAUCUGGCAAUAACCCCACCAAGACGCAAUCUGUGGUGGAAGCGACCUCGUCCGGUAUAGCAAGCAAGAAGGCUGUGCUGGGAGGAGGCCUCGGCCUUACCAUACUUCUUUCUAGUCUACAUCUUUAA